GAUACACAACAAGAGGAGUAGUGGUGUUGCAAAGAGAAGCUGAACUUGUACCUAGCAACGCAGGUGGAACAAUGGGCACAAUGGAAACUGGAGAGUCUGUUCGCAAGCAAGACCGUGGAAGAGAUGGGGGUGGUGAGGAGGAACGCAAUCGUCUACGGCCAAGCACAGACAAAUAUGAGAGGGGGGUGCAUUGGGCAAGAUUUCGGAGAAAAGGACGUGAGCGUCGAAGAGAUUGUGAUAUUAUUUGCAUUGGAGCUGCACGACAGGAAGCUGUAGCAGUAAAAACUAAAGAAGGGGAAAUUACAGUUAGGGAAACUGCUGCACUGAAAACUGCAGCAGUGGAAACCGUAGCAGUAGAAACUGCAGCAGCGGAAACUGGAGCAAUGGAAACUGGAGCAAUGGACACUGCAGCAGUGGAAACCGCAACAGUGGACACUGCAGCAGUGGAAACCGCAACAGUGGACACUGCAGCAGUGGAAACUGGAGCAGCGGAAAUUGCACCAGUGGACACUGCAGCAGUGGAAACUGCAACAGUGGACACUGCAGCAGUGAAAACUGCAGGAGUGGAGACUCCAGCAGUGGAGACUGCAGCAGUGGAAACUGCGGUAGCAGCAGAUGAGUAAGCAGGGGCAGGACAAGAGCACCGUGGGGGUGAAGAAGAAAUUGGAUGAUACAAGGACCAUCGCAACAUGCGUCGGAACCACUAUAUAUAUAUAUAUAUACAGUUUGCCACAGCCCCUCGUUUGUUGUCCUCUUCUCCCUCUCUGCCUACGAUUUACCGGGCAGCUCUGUUUGACUAUAUCUAUAUAUAUCGUCACAAACAAAUAUAUAUAUAGCAUGGCUACGAUCCGGACGUCCGGACCGCCGUCCGGACGGUCUGGAUUCAGUCCGGAAUCCAGACGUCCAGUCUGGAAGGUCCGGAUCUGACAAAUUUCGAGA
This is a messenger RNA of Chara braunii, 939 nucleotides long. Lineage: Eukaryota; Viridiplantae; Streptophyta; Charophyceae; Charales; Characeae. The record is from the annotation of a GenBank genome assembly.